UUCAUAUUCUCAUUCAUCGCUUCUCUCAAAAAACAAAUAUCUCUCAAAAAUCAAAAAAGAUGUCGACGAAGAAGAUCGUGUUGAAGAGCUCCGACGGAGAGUCUUUCGAGGUUGACGAGGCCGUGGCUCGCGAGUCUCAGACCUUAGCUCACAUGGUCGAGGACGACUGCAUCGAGAACGGUAUCCCUCUCCCCAACGUCACGAGCAAGAUCCUCGCCAAGGUGAUCGAGUACUGCAAGAAGCACGUCGACGCCGCUGCUGCCAAGACCGAGGCCGUCGACGGCGGUGCUUCCUCCGACGAUGACCUCAAGGCGUGGGACGUUGAGUUCAUGAAGAUCGAUCAAGCUACCCUCUUCGAACUCAUCCUGGCUGCUAAUUAUCUGAACAUCAAGAACCUUUUGGACCUAACGUGCCAGACGGUGGCUGAUAUGAUCAAAGGCAAGACUCCAGAAGAGAUUCGCGCGACCUUCAACAUCAAGAACGACUUCACACCCGAGGAGGAAGAGGAGGUGCGCAGGGAGAACCAGUGGGCUUUUGAAUGAAGACAGAGAGUCUUGUUGAAGCAAACCCCACCAAGCUUCUUUCUUUUAUCUUAUUUUCUUUUUUUUUAUUUUCUUAGGAAAAAAAUUAAUGACUUAUGUUGGUCCUACUAGUGCUUUUCUAUUUGCGAUUAAGAACCAAUUUGAAUAAUUUGUGUUUAUAAUCA
Molecule: messenger RNA, 706 nt
Organism: Raphanus sativus (radish)
Lineage: Eukaryota; Viridiplantae; Streptophyta; Magnoliopsida; Brassicales; Brassicaceae
Product: SKP1-like protein 1A
Exons: 2
Coding region: 60-542 (160 amino acids)
Biological process (GO): SCF-dependent proteasomal ubiquitin-dependent protein catabolic process
Cellular component (GO): nucleus; cytoplasm
Molecular function (GO): cullin family protein binding
Source: RefSeq, a predicted model, not a curated record